UCGACCUACUUUGUUUACGCAAAACAUUGCUCUUUGUACAGCUGUUCGCGCACCAAAUGUGAAAAACCGCAAACUAUCUUGCACAUUUUUGCUCAAAAUCUUUGCAAUAUCGAAACCACCCAGAAGCCAGAAAACCAUCGCAGUCAUGAUGAACUCGGAAAUGAGCAGCAGCAUGCACUCGGGACGGCCGGAAAGUGAUUUUAGCAUCGAGUGCUUUCAGAACUACACCGCCCCGGAAGUGUUCGUCCAGGGUUUGGCCGGACUGGUGAAUCAAACCGACGUCGAAGUUAUGAUACGCGCCCAAAAGCAAAUGCUGCAGCGUUUCGAGAAGACGAACGAAAUGCUGCUCAACUGCAACGCGCUCAGCGCUAGCCGGCUGAAGCUGGCUACGGAUGAUUUCAAAAAGCACACCAAACUGCUGCACGACAUGAAGAAGGAUUUGGACUACAUUUUCCGCAAGAUUCGCACGAUCAAGACGAAAAUCGGCAACCAAUAUCCGGCCGCCUUUGCCGAGGCGGAAGCGAAGAACAAACCGAUCAGCUUCGACGAGGAGGACGAAAUCGAUACGGCCAGCCGGGCGGAAACGUUGGACGAGAAGCGAGACCAACCGGACGGUGAGGGCGUCGGGAGUGGUGCUGGUGGUGGAGCGCCGGCUGUGUCCACUCCUGUUAAGGGAUCGUCCGGCGGAAGCGGCAAACCAUCCACAAGCAAGAGUGAAGCACCGGAGGGUGGUGCGAAGGAGCGGAAGAAAGUGCUGGCCGGCGGUGGUAGCAGGGAGAAUUCCACUGUUGGCUAUGUGAAGAUGGAACAAAGUCCGGAAAAUCGUAAAUCUGGUGGUGGUGGCGGAGGAUCGAGCGGCGAACAGAAGCGACGUUCGUUCCGUUCCGCGCAGAGCAGCUCGACCGACGAUUCUUCGGAUUGUACCUCGGAUACGGGAUAAGCAGGGCUGGAAGGGCUCGGGAAAGGGAACGAUGCAGCGAGAAACGUUUUAUUUUAAUGAUCUCAUUCGUUUAGUUAACCGGAGGUAGAAGACAAAACUAAUUAGUAUGUGCCAGAGGUAGGUUUAUUUUAUGUCAGUUAUUUAAAUUGAAUUAACUCUAAAUGAUGUACCAAAAUAAUAAAAGAAAGGCUUUGAAUUGAGAAUU
This is a messenger RNA of Anopheles merus, 1145 nucleotides long. Its product is annotated as kxDL motif-containing protein CG10681. Gene Ontology annotation, biological process: lysosome localization. NCBI's taxonomy places the organism in Eukaryota, Metazoa, Arthropoda, Insecta, Diptera, Culicidae. The transcript has 2 exons. The record is from RefSeq and is a predicted model, not a curated record. Gene Ontology annotation, cellular component: BORC complex. The coding region runs from base 146 to 940 and encodes 264 amino acids.